CUAUGGUGUUGUGGCGGUGGUUGACGGAGGGCCUGGUGUGGGCACGCGAUGGAGGAGGAGGAAGAGACGAGAAACUACAAUGAACCCUGUCCCCAGUGUUCAGAAGUCAACUGGGGCCUUACCGAUGAAGGCGCAUUUUACUGUAGAUCCUGCCACAAUGUUAUUGAACGGACUACAGACGUUUUAUCUGAAGAUCCUACUUCAAAUGCCAGAGCACAGUCUAUCUCUAGAGGAUUAAAAAAGAAAACCAAAUUUGAGAAAGGGUUGGAAUGGUACAUCUGUGAAGGAUUUCAAUACAUACUCCAGAAACAAGCUGAAGCGCUGCAGUCUUUAGGUGUUUCUUCACAGAUGAAGGAUGAAGUUCUGUGGAAUUUAUGGAAAAAUUACCUUCAGAAGAGCAUGCAGCCAUGUUAUGACAAAUUCUUCAAUGAUGCUACCGGUGAUGCCUUGCCUCAGUCAUCUGACACCGAUAGUGGAGCGAACACAGAACUAGAUAUUUUUAGACUUCUUGGUUUGUCUGGAUCGGAAUCUAGCAUUGGAGACACUUCUUCGGCUUUAUCAGAAAUGUCUGACUGGUCUGGAUCAGUAGAUGCGCACUCAUAUUUACGGAACAAGAAGAAAGGAGAUGUGAGCAUGUCAAUGCCAAUGACCCUGGCUUUCUGCUAUAUGGCAUUGCUGUGGUUGAGGGAAUCCAUUACAUUAUCAGAUCUCUUAAGGCUGGUAAUGGAUGGUCACAUUCCUUACAUGAAUGCAUAUAAAGAUUUCCCAGAGGAGAUGAAGGUGUAUGGGAUUGACUUCAAGAUCUUCCAUGUAGAGUCUUGGCCUGCUUAUGAAAAUGUUCAUAAAAAAAUGCAGUUCCUUGCAACAUACUUGGAGCUGCCCCGUUUUCCAGAUAUAGCAGAGGACAGCUUCUUUCAUCCAAACGUUCUCUGCAUGAAGUAUUUAAUGGAAGCCAACUUGCCUGAUGACAUGCACAAUUGGACUUGUAGAGUGGUUGAAGAAAUUGGCAUUGGUGAAGUGGACUUUCUGACAUUUCAGCCUGGGAAUAAAUUGGUUCGGAAAGUGAAAUAUGAUAUUAUCGCAGUAGCUGUUGUCAUAGUGGUGCUGAAAAUUCUAUUUUUGUUGAAUGAUGAAUAUGAAUGGCAGCUGUCGAACUACGCUGACAAGAGAAACAAAAACAACCAAGAAGGCUGUCCAGUUUUUGAUAUCAGGAAAUGGUACAUGGUUGUAAAGAAGGCUAUGGAUGAGGAGCAGAAGAAACUGGAGGAAGAAAGAGUCAGGUAUUUAUACAAAGCAAAAAUGGUAACAGUCCUUCAAAGACAGUUUCGCUCAUUGUCUGGCGCUGUGGAGCACACUGAGAAGAAAAAGCCUUCAAGUUUCCAGCUUCACUGGACAGAAGACGACCCAGAAAGGCCUUGUUUUCAUGGGCAUAGUCUGGAUGGAAUUUUGCAACAAGAGGGCCACACCCUUACUAUUCAGGGCACAGAUUAUUGGUUGUGUACAGCAAAACUGUGCAAGAAGAAUACAUGUGGUCACCUGGCGCACUAUAAAGAGUCAGACUUUCCUCAUACCUACCAGUUUGUGUUAAGCCUGUUCUCCUUCAUCCUGAGGGUCCCACCCUCUCUCAUCCAUGAAGAAGUGUGCGCUAUAGAACACAGGCUCUUCUAUUCAGAGGUCCAUGAGAGACCCAGAAUUCGCCAAGAUAAAAAAGCAGCAAGUCGUAAAGACCAUAGGCUGGAACAACAGUGUGAAGACCUGCAUGCAGUAAGUGACACAGCUCAUGCAGUUGACUUGGUGCUUCCAGUGACCACCACUGAAAGCAGAGGACUGGACUGAGACUAGUCUGUACGUGUGAUUCAUAUACGUAGGAAAACUGCGUAAUGGGUGAGAUUUUGAUACUACUUUUUAACAAAGUUUCCCUUUUUUCAUAUAAUGCCAUUCACUUUGUAGUUUUGAUACAUCUGUAUGUAUUCUGAUUCUUUUUCAUUUUAA
Gekko japonicus is the source of this 1992-nucleotide messenger RNA. It is a transcript of the gene TAF1B, whose product is annotated as TATA-box binding protein associated factor, RNA polymerase I, B. Gene Ontology annotation, molecular function: RNA polymerase I core promoter sequence-specific DNA binding. The transcript has 16 exons. Bases 49 to 1836 code for a protein of 595 amino acids. Gene Ontology annotation, biological process: RNA polymerase I preinitiation complex assembly; nucleolar large rRNA transcription by RNA polymerase I. NCBI's taxonomy places the organism in Eukaryota, Metazoa, Chordata, Lepidosauria, Squamata, Gekkonidae. Gene Ontology annotation, cellular component: RNA polymerase I core factor complex; RNA polymerase transcription factor SL1 complex. The record is from RefSeq and is a predicted model, not a curated record.